Molecule: messenger RNA, 2839 nt
Organism: Pygocentrus nattereri (red-bellied piranha)
Lineage: Eukaryota; Metazoa; Chordata; Actinopteri; Characiformes; Serrasalmidae
Gene: hnf4a
Product: hepatocyte nuclear factor 4, alpha
Exons: 10
Coding region: 50-1441 (463 amino acids)
Biological process (GO): positive regulation of transcription by RNA polymerase II; anatomical structure development; cell differentiation
Molecular function (GO): RNA polymerase II cis-regulatory region sequence-specific DNA binding; nuclear receptor activity; zinc ion binding
Source: RefSeq, a predicted model, not a curated record
ACUCCACCAAGAGGACAAGUCUUUGCCCCCAGUGUCAGGUUAGCUGAGAAUGCGUUUGUCCAAAGCCCUAGCAGACAUGGAGAUGGCAGACUAUAGUGAGGCCCUGGACCCAGCCUACACCACCCUGGAGUUUGAGAACAUGCAAGUGCUCGCCAUGAGCACAGACUCCUCACCAGCUGAGAGUGCCAACAUGAACACUGCCAACCACCUGGGUACAGGUACCCUGUGCGCCAUUUGUGGGGACCGGGCAACUGGCAAACACUACGGAGCCUCCAGCUGUGAUGGCUGCAAGGGCUUCUUCAGACGCAGCGUACGCAAAAACCACAUGUACUCCUGCAGGUUCAAUAGACAGUGCAUAGUGGACAAAGACAAGAGGAACCAAUGCAGAUACUGUAGGCUAAAGAAAUGUUUUCGAGCCGGGAUGAAGAAAGAAGCUGUACAGAACGAAAGAGACAGAAUCAGCACCAGGAGGUCCAGCUAUGAAGACAGCAGCUUACCAUCCAUCAACGCACUCAUCCAAGCAGACGUCCUCUCCAGACAGAUCUCCUCUCCAGGACCCAUCAUCAAUGGUGACAUCCGAACAAAGAAGAUGGCCACUAUCACAGAUGUCUGCGAGUCUAUGAAGCAGCAGUUGUUGGUGCUAGUAGAGUGGGCCAAAUACAUCCCAGCCUUUUGCGACCUCCCUCUGGAUGACCAGGUUGCUUUGCUGCGAGCUCAUGCAGGGGAACAUCUCCUGCUUGGAGCUGCCAAACGCUCCAUGCUGUAUAAAGACCUGUUACUACUAGGUAAUGACUACAUAAUUCCUCGGAACUGCCCAGAGCUGGAAGUGAGUCGGGUAACAGUGAGAAUUCUCGAUGAGUUGGUCCUUCCUUUCCAGGAGCUCCAAAUAGAUGACAACGAAUAUGCCUGCUUGAAGGCUAUCGUAUUCUUUGACCCAGAUGCCAAAGGUCUAAGUGAUCCAAGCAAGAUCAAACGGAUGCGAUACCAGGUGCAGGUUAGCUUAGAGGACUACAUCAAUGACCGACAGUACGACUCAAGGGGACGAUUCGGGGAACUUCUCCUUCUUCUGCCUACGCUGCAGAGCAUCACCUGGCAGAUGAUUGAGCAAAUCCAGUUCGUUAAGCUGUUUGGAAUGGCCAAGAUAGACAACCUCCUCCAGGAGAUGCUUCUAGGAGGCUCUGCGAAUGAGACCCCCCAUGCUCCUCCAUCUCUACACCCACACCUGGUCCAGGAGCACCUCAGCAACAACGUCAUUGUGACUGCCAGCAUGGCCACUCCAGUUCACAAUGGACAGAUGUCCACUCCUGAAACUCCAAUCCCUUCUCCUCCAUCAGCCUCCAGCUCUGAGCACUACAAACUGGCCCAGGGGGUCAUAGCGACGGUGCCCAAACAGCCAACGGCCAUCCCUCAGCCCACAAUCACCAAGCAAGAGACCAUCUGAAUGCCAUCACGAAACAAAGAAUAUGGUGUAUUGUGGAUUAGCACUAGCGAACCACACUUCAACAAGAGGCUGCUUCAUAGAUUCUUGGACAAAAAUUAGGUAGUUAUAAUUUGAAGUAGCCAUCAGCAAAACAUUUAGUAGCAGUUUGCAUUGGUCUCUUUGUGAAGCAUUUGCUCGCGGUACGAGCAUCUGUAAAACGGCAUAAUGUGUAGUAUGUUUCAUUUUUCCUCCUCCUUUCUUGUAAAAACAAACGAAAACCCUUAUUGAAUAUAAUGGCAUGUAGACCAUUAAGAAGUCCAAAACCUCAGGAGUGAACAGUAACUAUACUGUGGAUGAAGCCUGAUAUUACAAAUUCAACCUCAUUUAUAGACCAAUGUCUUUCUAAACUAGUGGAACAUAUUUAUACUCCCCUUGGAGACAGAUUUCAUUGAGUCGGAGAGGACGAUUAGCAGAGUUUUUUUCAGUUGUUAUUUUAAGAAUAAUAAAUGUUACAACAAGGCCUUGGUAAGAGUUAGAUGUUUAUGUUGUACAGUAUUUUAAUGAGCAACAUGACCUGACUGAUUUCUACAGUACUUAAGAAUAGGCUACAUAACAUUGUUUGUGCCUUGGAAAUUUUAUAAUUUGUGUAAACUGCUCAUUAGGUGUUCAGAGUUAUAUGCAUCUUGUUUUUUUUUCCCCUCUAAUGUAUUAUAGAUGAAUGUAAAUCUCAUGGCUUCUGCUUUUUCUUGUGAACAGAAAAUAUAUAUUGUGACAGACUUUAUAAAAUUAUACAUAUGUUCCAGAUAUCCACUCUUUGUGUCUAUUGGGAUGGAAAUGUUUAAAUGUAUUGCUUUACCCCAGGUCUCCAUUACUAAGGAGGGAUAUCUAUUUUCUGUGAUAAUAGCAAAGAGGGUGCGCAAUACCGCUAUGUUGCUUGUCACUGAAGUAGGUAGCCAUUUGUUUGUAUGUGUUAGGAUAGGCAUUGCUGUUUGGUGACUUCUGAAUGAGCAAAAAAAGUGCCUUGCCAUGCCUUCAGGGAGAAGGGUGAUUUCAACCUUGCAAUGUGAACUGAUAUUAAAUGUCAGGGUUAUAUUUUUACAUAAACAUGUGCAGCCUAUUUAUUUUAUAUUAUGUAUAGUAUUUUUAUUAGGUGAUUCUUAAUUUGUUCACUAGGGCUGCCAAGAUUCAUGUUCUCCAUGAAUCAGCUUAUAGAUUAGUUUGCUAUUUCAGUGAUAAACAGGGUGUCCGCAGGUCAUUAUAACUGUUUGCAGAUUCUUCACAAGCACCACUGAAAGAGAGGAAACCCACACCAGCAGGAUCCCACAAAUGCAAAUAUGUUUUUAGUUAUAAAAUUCAUGUACAGGAAGUUAAAUUUGUUGUUACAAAUUGCAUGUAUGAGAAGUAAAAGGCUUUGUUUAA